This is a messenger RNA of Cylas formicarius (sweet potato weevil), 1920 nucleotides long. It is a transcript of the gene Cdc45, whose product is annotated as cell division control protein 45 homolog. Gene Ontology annotation, biological process: mitotic DNA replication preinitiation complex assembly; DNA replication initiation; double-strand break repair via break-induced replication. Bases 88 to 1776 code for a protein of 562 amino acids. Gene Ontology annotation, cellular component: DNA replication preinitiation complex. The record is from RefSeq and is a predicted model, not a curated record. The transcript has 9 exons. Gene Ontology annotation, molecular function: chromatin binding; DNA replication origin binding; single-stranded DNA binding. Lineage: Eukaryota; Metazoa; Arthropoda; Insecta; Coleoptera; Brentidae.
GUUUUCACAGAUGUCAAAACUGUAGAUAUUUUACCCGCGUUUAAAAGUGGUUGAUAAUGUUUGAACUCUAGCAUAGCGAUUUUUAUCAUGUAUAUAGAAGACUUGAAAACGGAUUUUUACGAGUUUUUGUCCGGAAAGCGAAUACUGUUGGUCGUUCAUUAUGACAUCGAUAGCAUAUGCGCUUGUAAGAUUCUGCAGUCGUUAUUAAAAUACAAACACAUAGUUUACACUCUCUCAGUGGUCCAGGGCAUUAGUGAUUUGAAACAGGCCUAUACAGAACAUUGUGAGGAUGUUAAAUUCUUUGUGUUGAUAAAUUGCGGAGGUACUAUUGACAUCAUUGAAGAACUGGAAGCCAAUGACGAUGUUGUUUUUUUUAUCUUGGACAGCCACAGACCAAUUGAUUUGUGCAACAUUUACUCAAAUGGACAAGUGAGGUUGCUACACACGUCCGAGGAAGACGCUUUAGUACCUGAUUUUAAUGACAUAUUCAGAGAAGAGUCUGAGGCAGAAUCUGAAGAUGCUGAUGACAAUGGCAGCGGUGAUGAAGAAAGCAGGACAGCAAAAAGAAGAAGGUUAGAUGAGCAAGCUAUUAUGAAACGACGAGAAAAAAGACUGUGGGAAGAAAACAGAAAUAAGUUGUUGUUUGACUAUUCCCAAUUCACCUACUAUGCUAGAGCAAGUGCCAUUUUGAUGUUUGAACUUGCCUGGAAACUAAGUAAAGAUGAUAAAGACUUGUUGUGGUUAGCAAUAGUUGCUUUGACUGAGCAACUCUUGUUGGGAAAAAUAGAAUCCACACAAUAUACUCUUGAAUUGGGCAAUUUACAAGCACACUGCACGAGACUUCACAACAGGGCUAAUGAUGCUGAUGUUCAAACAUCACUGAAAAUACAUUUCGAAAAAGAUUUGAAGUUAAUGCUUUACAGACACUGGACAGUGGAGAGUAGUAUCAAAUUUUCCACUUUUACAGCUGUAAGAAUGAAGCUUUGGACCCUUCGAGGUGACAAGAAAAUCCAUGAGCUAUUGGCUGACAUGGGGUUGCCUCUUGUGCAGAGUCGACAGGCUUUUAAGUCAAUGGAUUUGCAGCUUCGCAAAGAGUUUCAUACUUCCCUGGAAAAGCAAUCUGUGAAGUAUGAUCUACAAGAUAUUGAAUUUGUAUCAUUUAUAUUACAAUAUGGUUACCGCAAUAAGUACUGUGCGUCCGAUAUAGUUUAUGCAUUGCUCGCCAUCCUUGAAGCAUCACCCAGAGAGAAGAAAUGUGGAGAGUUGUUUAAUCAAGCUUUGGACUGUUUGUCCAGAACCAAAACUGAAGUUAUCACCAAUGCUAUUGAACGGGCCAAAAUUGUGAUAAAAACUUUAUUUAAAACGGUUCAGGGAGCGGUAGAUAUGAAACAAAUUAUAAUGGCUGGACCAUUUGUUUAUUACAUAAUACAGGAGGGUUGUUUAGAUUGGUAUAUGCUCUCCCAUCCUCAUAUACUGCUGUUGCUGGCCCAAUUUAUAUUGCAGGCGUAUGUGUGCAUGUCCAGAAACAGGAAAGCAUCAACUCUACCUCUAAUAGUGUCUGCGCCUCGGGACUUAGAGAACAACACGUGUAUAUUGGUGGGAAUACCACCUUUGUGUGAAAAUUCUCCCAAAAAUUUUUUCGGCAAGGCUUUUGAACAAGCAGCCGAGAGGAUGAACUGUGAAGCGAGCUGUGAUUUUUUCGACACAUCAUAUUUUGAAAUUCACGCGAAAGAUCGGACCAGGUUUUUUGACGCUCUGGCUGCACUUUUGAACUAGAUAGAAAGACGACCGCCAGAUAUUCUAUUCUCAGUGAGAAUGUAUUACCACUAUUUUUAUAAAAUAACAUUUCAAUGUAAAUAUUUUAUUUAUUAUUGUACAAAUAGUUAAGUCAGUUAUGCGGUGUAAAUAAAAUUCGAAUAU